UCAAAUCACUCACUUCCAUUUUCAUUUUCAUUAUCAUUAUCAUGGUGCAAACACGAAAGUUCCGAGGUGUCAGGCAGCGCCAUUGGGGUUCUUGGGUAUCCGAAAUUCGCCACCCUCUUCUCAAAAGGAGGGUGUGGCUGGGUACGUUUGAAACAGCAGAAGAAGCAGCACGAGCAUACGAUCAAGCUGCGAUUCUGAUGAGUGGACGAAACGCAAAAACCAAUUUUCCAAUGCUUCAAACCCCAGAGGGAGACCCAAAGACGCUAACACCCACGCACCAAACCCCAUCAACCUCAAAGGAACUAGAAGAGAUUCUUCACGCAAAGCUUCGAAAGUGUGGGAAGCUUCCCUCGCCUUCCAUGACUUGCUUGAGGCUCGACCCAGAGAACUCCCACAUCGGCGUGUGGCAGAAACGCGCCGGUCACUGUUCUGACUCCAACUGGGUCAUGAUGGUCCCCUUCGGAAAGAAGGGUGGUGAUGAAGGUGGAAACAGUUCUAUGAUCACUCGUAGUUCUUCUGAUUCGUUUUCUGAGUGUGAUCAGAAUAGAAGACAGGAACAUGUGAGAACGGAGAUGGACGAGGAAGAGAGAAUCGCUAUGCAGAUGAUAGAAGAACUCCUCAGCAGAAACUGGCCCUCUAGCCCUUCUUCAUGUAACAACAUGUGUUAAGAACAAAGAAUUUCAAGGUUUCUUCUGGAAUCAGUUUCUUUUAAGAAUUUUCUCCUCAGUUGUUGUUGCCUAAGAAGUAGUUGUUACAAUGUUAUUACUGUGUUUUGUUCUUGCUCUCGUGUUUUUAGUCUUCUUGUACUUGUUUUUUCAGAACUUCCAUUUUACACUUGAUAGGAUGAGAGGGGUGAAUGGAAGACAAAUAGUGACUUUUUUUUUUUUGCCUCUUCUCUUUUCCUUGAUAUGUGUGUAAAUGAAAAGUAAAGAAAUUUCAGAAUU
This is a messenger RNA of Vigna unguiculata (cowpea), 944 nucleotides long. RefSeq names its product ethylene-responsive transcription factor WIN1-like. Gene Ontology annotation, molecular function: DNA binding; DNA-binding transcription factor activity. The record is from RefSeq and is a predicted model, not a curated record. Gene Ontology annotation, biological process: regulation of DNA-templated transcription. Lineage: Eukaryota; Viridiplantae; Streptophyta; Magnoliopsida; Fabales; Fabaceae.